Messenger RNA from Anarrhichthys ocellatus (wolf-eel), 1181 nucleotides. It is a transcript of the gene smim12, whose product is annotated as small integral membrane protein 12. The transcript is spliced from 2 exons. The coding region runs from base 405 to 749 and encodes 114 amino acids. NCBI's taxonomy places the organism in Eukaryota, Metazoa, Chordata, Actinopteri, Perciformes, Anarhichadidae. The record is from RefSeq and is a predicted model, not a curated record.
GUACCGAAGUGCAAACGGUAAAGAUGCUCUGUCCAGGUUGGUACCAGCCCUGUUCUGGUUGGCAGGCGCGCGCACCAAACUCCAAAUCAUUAUCAAAUGUGUAAUGAUACGAGUAUCCUUUGACAGAAGGUAACGUUGCGAGCUAGUUACAUUAACGUUGAUGCACUGGUUCAUGUUACCCAACACAAAUCAUACGUUUGUCUGGAUACAGUAACGUUACACCCUGUUUCAAAAUGUGAUAUAAAGUUUACACUUUUUCUCCUUUAUGUUUCAGUAACCGAUUGCAACAUUAUUAAAUAAUGUACUAGUACUCUCUUAUUGGCAAUAGUAGCUACAUAAAUGCUCUUUUAUGUAUACAUGGCUCUUCACUUUCCCCUCAUACUACAUACUGUAAUCAAUGGUUAAUGUACGCUAAAACGCACUCACAACUUCCUCUUUUAUUUAUCCCUAUGGAGGAGCCGAAGCGGAGUGCAGUCAUGUGGCCUCUAUUUUGGACAGCGGCACGGACCUAUGCCCCUUAUGUCACCUUCCCUGUGGCCUUCGUGGUGGGAGGCGUAGGCUACCACCUGGAGUGGUUUAUCGGGAGGACCCCGAAAGGCAGAGAGGAGAAGAGCAUCCUGGAGCUGAGGGAGGAUAGAAAGCUGCAAGAACAAGAGGGCGUGGACAGCACCCAGGUGCUUAGCCUGAAAGAGAAACUGGAGUUCGCACCUAGAGCCGCUCUGAACAGGAACCGACCCGAGAAGAGCUAACCCGGGUCGGUGUGAGAGACAUGCAUUUACCCUCUCUCAGCAGCAGUGCAUUGGGGGCCAAGGAGGGCAAAAACACCCAUUCUUACCUCAGCCAUACAUCCUCACUCAUGCACCAGCUUGCCUGUGUAAAUGAAACACAGCUGUAUGUGAUUCUUUGACCUUCUCCUUGAUGUCACACAAGCCUGUUCAUGCAUUGAUCAAUACCUAAAGUAAGAUACUCUAAUUAAAACGCAUGAAAUAUUGAGCCUCUGGGUGUCCAGGCUUUGAACUGAUGACAGGGUUUGGUGGAAACUGUUCUUUGUCUGUUUUCUGUACAUCUAGUUGUGUAAUUAUCACACACAUGUUAUUGUGUCUCUGCUGUUUAAAUCACAUGCAAAUGAUGCUCGAGAUGUCAAAGAUGGAAAUCAUUUUCACAUUCCGAGCCUGUCGGGG